GUUAGCGCCGUCGCCGCCGCCGCCGCUGCCCAAAUUCUUUUAUUUCAUAAUAAUUUUGUUAGAACAUUCACUAAGCUAAAUUAGCUUUAAGCUGUAUUAAAUAACAAUGCAAAACACACGCAAACUCGCCAACCUGGCCCGGCUCCUACUCAGACGCACGUCCGCAACCGCGGCCAAUCCAACAACAGCCACCAGCGGCACAGAACAGACAACGCAUUUCGGCUACCAGACGGUGAAGGAAAGCGAAAAGGAGCUGAAAGUGCACGAGGUGUUUGAGCAGGUGGCCCAGUCGUAUGACCUGAUGAACGAUGCCAUGUCGAUGGGCAUACAUCGCGUGUGGAAGGACAUAUUCAUUGAGCGUUUGGGUCCCGAGCAUGGCAUGCGGCUGCUGGACAUGGCCGGCGGCACGGGCGAUAUCAGUUUUCGGUAUCUGAAGUACUUGGCCAAGCAGCCGAAUACAAAACAACGUGAAAGCCAUGUAACCGUUUCGGACAUCAAUCAGCAUAUGCUGAACGUGGGCAAGGAGCGUGCCCGCCAGCUGGGCCUGACCGCUGAACGGCUGCCCAAUGCCAGCAUCGACUGGCAGUGUGCCGAUGCCGAGAAGCUGCCCUUCAAGAGCGACAGCUUCACAGCGUACACCAUUGCCUUUGGCAUACGCAACUGCACGCACGUGGACAAGGUGCUGAGCGAGGCGUAUCGUGUGCUGCAGCCCGGCGGUCGUUUCAUGUGUCUGGAGUUCAGCCAUUUGAACAACGAGACGCUGCAGUGGCUAUACGAUCAGUACUCCUUCCAGGUGAUACCGCCAAUGGGCCAGCUGCUGGCUGGCCAGUGGCACGCCUAUCAGUAUUUGGUCGAGAGCAUACGACGCUUUCCGCGGCAGGAGCAAUUCAAGAGCAUGAUCGAGCAGGCCGGCUUUGCGCAUGUGACCUACGAGAAUCUAACCUUUGGCGUUGUCAGCAUACACUCCGGCUUCAAGCUGUAGUCACAUGUGGCACCUGUUCCAAUAUUCCUGUACACAAAAAUCUGAGCGAAAUUUAGAAGUCCUGUUGCACAGUUUGCCUUUUCUUGUACUUUGUAUUAUUAUUAUGAUUUUGCCUUCUUCUUUAAACAUGCUAAACACGUUCUCCCACCUAUAUAUAUAUAUUUUUUUUUUGUUUUAUGCUCUUCGUUUUACAUGGCGCUCGUUAAAAUUAAAGUUUUAUAAACAUUGUUAACAUAUUA
Messenger RNA from Drosophila virilis, 1221 nucleotides. RefSeq names its product ubiquinone biosynthesis protein COQ3, mitochondrial (gene Coq5). Gene Ontology annotation, molecular function: methyltransferase activity. The record is from RefSeq and is a predicted model, not a curated record. Gene Ontology annotation, biological process: ubiquinone biosynthetic process. NCBI's taxonomy places the organism in Eukaryota, Metazoa, Arthropoda, Insecta, Diptera, Drosophilidae.